Drosophila miranda is the source of this 6274-nucleotide messenger RNA. Its product is annotated as gastrula zinc finger protein XlCGF57.1. The record is from RefSeq and is a predicted model, not a curated record. Lineage: Eukaryota; Metazoa; Arthropoda; Insecta; Diptera; Drosophilidae. The transcript has 8 exons. Gene Ontology annotation, biological process: regulation of transcription by RNA polymerase II. Gene Ontology annotation, molecular function: DNA-binding transcription activator activity, RNA polymerase II-specific; RNA polymerase II cis-regulatory region sequence-specific DNA binding. Gene Ontology annotation, cellular component: nucleus. The coding region runs from base 610 to 3474 and encodes 954 amino acids.
CGCGUCUCAUUCAUUUUUCAACCGCCGAAACCACCGCCUCUCUCACCCGCGCGCGGCGUUUUUCGAUUCUGAUUUUUCUACUACUGUUGCACACACACGCACGCAUACAUACGGACAGAUGUAUGUAGAUGUAUACGUGAGAGUGCCUGCCAGCCACCACCAACACCAGUGCAAUCAAGUGGUGCCCUCACACCCCCAAAAAAAGGAGUAUAUGUAUAAAUAUAUUUUUUAAGUCCGCUCCUGGAGAGCCCCGCAAUAUUUAGGCCAACAAGAGGAACUACCUACCUAAAUGAACGGUGAACGAUAGACUUGGGAACAUUGUCCGUGGCAGCAACUGAAGAAGAUCAUCAACAAACAACAAGAACAACAUCAACCACAUGCCACGCUCAGUGAAAGCAGUCGACAGCAGCAACAACAAUAUGUAGGCGGCACACAGCAGCAGCAGCAGGUGCAACAGCAACAACAACAACAGAAUUCAAUUCAAGAAAGAUUCAAGAACCAGUAGCACCGUCCCAUCCACAACUAUAAGAACACAUUGUUUAAUACAAAAUAUACCACACGGAGGAGGAGCAAAGAGAAGGAUUUUCAACAUCGGAGUCCCGGACAAGCAUGCAGCACGUGAGCGCUGCCAGCUCGGUGCCAUCAGUUGUAGCCCCGGUCGUGACCACUGGUGGAACCACCAUCACCCUCGGCGGACCGCCGCCCUUGCCUAAAUCUGAGAACAAAGAGGAUGGCAAACCGCCGCACGGCAUAGAAAUGUACAAGGUGAACAUUGAGGAUAUCUCCCAGCUGUUUACAUACCACGAGGUCUUUGGAAAGAUCCACGGCGAUGUGGUCAAUCAUCAGCUGGCGGCGGCGCAUGGCGGACAACUGCCGCCGCCACCACCCCUGCCACCGCAGACGCAUGCCGUGAGUGCAGCGGCAGCAGCGGCUGCAGCAUCCACCAAUAAUGCCGCUGUGGCGGCUGUAAUGGCAUCAGCGAAUGCUGCUGCAGCAGCAGCGGCGGCCGCCUCGGCGGCGGGAGGCAACGGCCUGCCGGUGGCGACGAGCUCCGGCGGCCAGCAGGGCAGCGCUACGGUGACCACGACCAGUUCGACGGCGAGCAGUGGCAGCGGCAACAGCGGUAGCGGGGGCACCACAACCACGGCGGGUGAGUUGCUUAUGCCUAAAAUGGAGGGCGGCAUUCAUGGCGUGGACGGGCAGUCGACCGUGGCGCUGGCCCCAGACGGGACGCCCAUUGCGACGGGGACCCAUGUGUGCGACAUUUGUGGCAAGAUGUUCCAGUUUCGGUAUCAGCUGAUCGUGCACCGUCGCUACCACAGCGAACGCAAGCCGUUCAUGUGUCAGGUGUGCGGACAGGGUUUCACCACGUCGCAGGACCUGACACGCCAUGGGAAGAUCCACAUCGGUGGCCCCAUGUUCACCUGCAUCGUGUGCUUCAAUGUGUUUGCCAACAACACCAGUCUGGAGCGGCAUAUGAAACGUCAUUCCACGGACAAGCCAUUCGCCUGCACCAUUUGCCAAAAGACCUUUGCCCGCAAAGAGCAUCUGGACAAUCACUUUCGCUCGCACACGGGCGAAACGCCCUUCCGUUGCCAGUACUGCGCCAAGACGUUCACGCGCAAGGAGCAUAUGGUUAACCAUGUGCGCAAACACACGGGUGAGACGCCACAUCGUUGCGAUAUUUGUAAGAAGUCCUUUACGCGCAAGGAACACUAUGUUAACCACUACAUGUGGCACACUGGUCAAACACCGCAUCAGUGCGACGUAUGCGGAAAGAAAUACACGCGCAAGGAGCAUCUAGCAAAUCAUAUGCGAUCGCACACCAACGAGACGCCGUUCCGUUGCGAGAUCUGUGGCAAGAGCUUUAGCCGCAAGGAGCACUUCACCAAUCACAUACUCUGGCAUACAGCAGGCGAGACGCCGCAUCGGUGCGACUUCUGCUCCAAGACGUUUACGCGCAAGGAGCAUUUGUUAAAUCACGUGCGCCAGCACACGGGAGAGUCGCCUCAUCGCUGCUCCUACUGCAUGAAGACGUUCACGCGCAAGGAGCAUCUGGUCAAUCACAUACGCCAGCACACGGGUGAGACACCGUUCAAGUGCACGUACUGCACGAAAGCGUUCACGCGCAAAGAUCACAUGGUUAAUCAUGUACGGCAACAUACAGGCGAAUCGCCGCACAAGUGCACAUACUGCACCAAGACGUUCACGCGCAAGGAGCACCUAACGAACCAUGUGCGUCAGCACACGGGCGACUCGCCGCACCGUUGCUCCUACUGCAAGAAGACAUUCACACGGAAGGAGCACCUGACGAAUCAUGUGCGCCUGCAUACGGGCGACUCGCCGCACAAGUGCGAGUACUGCCAGAAGACGUUCACACGGAAGGAGCACCUCAACAACCAUAUGCGCCAGCACUCAAGCGACAAUCCGCAUUGCUGCAACGUUUGCAACAAGCCGUUCACCCGCAAGGAGCAUCUGAUCAAUCACAUGUCACGCUGUCACACCGGCGAUCGACCCUUCACCUGCGAGACAUGCGGCAAGUCCUUCCCCCUCAAGGGCAACCUGCUCUUCCAUCAGCGCAGCCACACCAAGGGCCAGGAGAUGGAGCGUCCGUUCUCCUGCGAGAAGUGCCCCAAGAACUUUAUCUGCAAAGGUCACUUGGUCUCGCACAUGCGCUCCCAUUCGGGCGAGAAACCACACGCGUGCACUCUGUGCAGCAAGGCUUUCGUCGAGCGCGGCAAUUUGAAGCGCCACAUGAAGAUGAAUCACCCGGAUGCUAUGAUGCCGCCACCACCCGUGCAUCCGCAUCCGCAAAUACCGGCUGGUGUGCUGACGCAAGUCAAGCAGGAAGUGAAACCGAUCAUAAUUCCUCACCACUCGUCGACCACGAUGCACACCAUCCAGCAGAUCACGGCCGGUGCCGCGAGCGGCGCGGGUGCGGUCCAACUGACGCCGGGUCUGGUGCCGCUGGUCACCUCGACGCUGAUUUCGCAUAACGCUGCCGCCCAGCAGCAGUCGCAGAAGCAGCAGGCCGCUCAGCAACAGGCUGCCGCUGCAGCGGCUGCCCAACAGCAGGCAGCCGCCCAGCAGCAGGCGGCGGCGGCGGCGGCCCAUCAGCAGCACCAGCAACAGGUGGCGGCUCAGCAUCAGCAGCAGGCAGUGGCCGCCCAUCAGCAACAGCAGCAGCAGCUCCAACAGCAGCAGCAACUGCUGCAGCUCUCGAUUCAGCAGGCUGCCCAUCACCAUCAGCAGCAGGAGCAGCACCGUCAGCAGCAGCAUCAACAGCAGCAGCAGCAACACCAUCAGCAGCAGCAGCAGGGCCACCCGCAGGCGCCCCCACCGCCGCAGCAGCAGCAGCAGCCACCGCCACAGGUGCCUAUCGCCUUGAUCAGCGAUCCCAGUGCCCUCGCCCGUGCUGCCAUGCAGCUGCAGCAUUUGCCGGCCAAUGUCGAACAGCAUCCGGUGGUUUACUAACAGUAGCCCCCCCUCCUGCACGGCUAUGCUCCCACCACAGCCCACAGUACCAGCAGCAGCAGCACCACCACCUCAACACUAACCACAACGUCGACGGCGGCGUGGUGAGAGCUGAAGCAAUCAGCAUCAUUGAUCCGCACCCCCCAUCCCAUAUAAGCAGCUAGUUAUACAAUAGUUUUUAACAGCGCGCUGGUUACGCGUACGCGUAGAUUACAGAACAACAGGACGCUGUAUCCUGUAUUCCUGCAGUCUUCCUUCUCUCUUUCGUCUCUAACUUUCCCGCCAAUCCUAUAUUCAAUACGUCAUCCACACCUUCGUCUGCUUCCGCCGCCAGCUUUAACGUGCAAUACGAAUCAUCUCAUAGUUUGUUCUCGCCCCUUGGUCUCUAUCUCUCUCUCUGUGUAUCUUUAAUGCUUUGGGCGCUUAGCGUCCAUUUUAUUCCACGUGUUUUCAACAUUUCUGAAAUGUGUGCAAGGCGGCGGUUUGCGCGAUUUUGUUGUCAGGAUGGUGUUUGGUAUUAGGAGAGGGGUUUUCCAUUUAGCUGUGCUAAAUCUAUCCAUCGGACUUCACUUUUUUCCCACUUUUUGUGAAACCUUUCACCUGGAGAGUUUGUCUGUAACCAGCAGCAGAAGCGCGCCUCAUCAUGUAUUUUAUAUUGUGUUUCGACUAAGUUAUGAUUAUAUUCAUAUAGAGAGCGACAUUCAUAGAAGCAUCCUCAUCAAACGUAACCAUAUGCAGAUACACAUACUAUACAUAUAAUUAUCUUAUGUAUAAAUUAUAGUUUGUAAAUAACACGCAUCAGAAUCCUUGGAAAUCGAUCGAAAAUCUACAAUCACACAUGUAUUAGUUUUGCAUUUUCCAAGGCGAGAGAAUCAUAUAUGUAACACACACUUUCAUCGUAUAUACAUAUAUAUAUAUACAUAUAUUAUUAAAACCCCCGCAGUGGAUAUGCGGGGGCCCCUAAAACCCCAGUUUUAAUAUCAUUAAUAACCCUCUGCUGAUGAUUUUGAGGAUGAAUGAUGAGAUAAGACGCAUAUUGAGCGUACGAUUACGAUAUACAUAUACAGAAAUAUGACGAGGAAAGUCUAGGGAUAAGUCAAAAGCAACAAAAACUAAUGAGAGAAAGAGAAAAGAAUAAGGAAAACAACAAAUUAUUAUAUUUAAUGUUAGUUGAACUACUAAAAGUAAUAAUUGAGGAGGCAGGAUGGAUAAUGAUAAGAUUGAGUACGAGAUGAGGAUCGUACGGCAGUGGACGAUAGAGCGGAUGAGAAAAAUGGAGGAUCUGUAGAUCGAAAUAGAUUUUAGUUGGGCGUGUGCCGCCCGCUAUCAUUAUGAUUAAAAUUACGAUUACAAUUACGAUUAUGAUAUAUGAAUACUAAAACCUAUAACAACAAGUUAUUACCCCACUAUUAAAGUUAACAAAAACCACAACCACAGUCCCCGAAAGAAAAAAACAACCAACAACCCAUACCCCCGCAUACAUAUAUACAUCUAUAGUAUAUAUGAAUAUGACGACUAGGCACAACUCUAAAAUUAUAAUUAAUUAUAACCCUAUAAACUGUGCUUAUGUUGAAAACAGUUGAAAAACAACCACACAACAAGAACACGUUGAAACGAAAGCGAAAACAAAGCGAAACGAUAAUGAAGAACGCCCCAAGCGCCACAAGCAAAACAACAUAUCUGCUUUAAAUUUUACAAAAACAACAAAAAAACAAUAUGAAAAAUCGAAAAAAAAAAUAUAUAUACAAAUACAAAACUAUUAUUAAAGAUGAGUCAACAUUUUAAUUAUUUCAAGAAGAAACACCCCACACAAACACACACACACACAUUAUGCUUCCUUUUAAAUGCAACAUUUUAUACAUUUAAUUUUUUUAAUGGAUUAAAUGCUUGACAUACAAUUUUAAUAUAAUUUAAAAAUCUGUAAUUGUACCACAAAUAAACGGCAAAUCUAACACUGUUUGUUUGACGACAUUUUAAGAUGCAAUUUCGUUUUAUUUAAUUGUUUAAUUUUUAAAAAUAAUUUAAAUACCGAAUAUCGACAGACAGCAAAGUGAGAGUUUUUUAAAUACACUAAGAAUGCAGGGAACAAUUGAAAAUUGUAACAAACAAAAAAUUAACAAAUCAUUUCAUCAUAUGCAAGAUGUUCUAAGCUUAGUUUUAGUGCGAGACUUUUAUUUUGAAAGAUUUUAGUUUGUCACUUUUGGAAUUAGAUGAUUUUGGCUACAGUAUAAACCCACUUAAACACACACACACACACAGUGACACUCGUAUGUAUUGAUGUAGUCGUUUAUGCGUGUUAGUUUUUGGUGUUUUUUAAAUUUCUGGUGAUGUGUAUAGAGCGCAGUUUUGAGAAUGCAUAUAGAGUAUAUAAAUACAUAUAUAUUGUACGAUUAUUAACUAAUGAUAUAACGUGUAGCAAGCGAAGGCAAUUUUAAGUACCAACCAGAAGAAAUUCUAUUGUGUGGCAAUAUUAAAAACGAAUGAAAUGGCAAACAUUAAGAUUUAUUUGUAAGUUGCGUAGUGAAUAAACGUGAGAAUAGUAAUAGGUGUAUGCCUCUCUAUCACCCCAAACAAACAUAAACACUCUCGAACAUAUUGAUUAUUAACAAUUAACCGGCAAAGUGCUGUAAAUGUUUCCUAAACGCAGCGGGAAGUCUUGGGAAGAGGAAAGAGGAAAAAAGGAGAUUUGAGAAAGAAAGCAUACGCUUGGAAUGCCCCCAUAAAUUAACAUACAAUUUAGAAGCAACAAACAAACAGUAACAAUACUAAAUAGAAACAAUAAUGUACUAUAAAUCAGAUA